Molecule: messenger RNA, 2058 nt
Organism: Conger conger (European conger)
Lineage: Eukaryota; Metazoa; Chordata; Actinopteri; Anguilliformes; Congridae
Exons: 8
Coding region: 1-2058 (685 amino acids)
Source: RefSeq, a predicted model, not a curated record
AUGCUCCAGGGAAUGAACGCUGCCCAGGUACCGUUGUCCCGGGGGAAGGGCGUCUCUGGCGGGACCAGGGAAAUCCGUCUCUGGCCUGACCAGGGGAAGGCGUCGUCGACUCACGCGUGGGUGGAGUUGGAAGAGAGGCCGGUCGUCUUCUGGCUCCAAACACCCCAGUCUAGUCCUCCAGUACUGCCGUUUUCUCCUCCAGCACCCCAGUCUAGUCUUCCAAGCUUGGCAGUGGCACCAGUAAGACUGUCUGUGCGUCAGCAAAAACGGGUGGAGUGCAGUAUUUGUGGGCUCAGAUUAAACAAGAGGAACCUGCUGGUUCAUAUCAGGAGGAAGCACAAAAGGAGGGUAGAAGACAUCACAGAACAACACCACCUUGCAUGCCAGUGUGUGGACCCCCAAAAUGGGAUUUUUGCUGUCGAAAAAUCUUUUUUCAAGCCAUGCACACCUAUCCAUAUUAAAAAAAAAACAUGGGGUGCAAGCCAUCAAGUAAUUUGCGAAAUGGAGGAAUGCAAUACAAAUACAGAAUUUGCUGCAAGGAGUGGAAUUGCCCUUUUUGAGUGCAAACAUUUAAAAUCUCUGCAAUUCUUCCCAAAUUCUCAGGCUACACCAGUUCAUCUUCAAGAGGAGGUGCUGUCUGAAAUGAUAGCUGCCAAAAUGUUUUCCGAGGACAGAAAAAGAACAUGCUUAAAUAGGCAAGAAGAAGCUAGAAUAUCAGGUGUUCCUCUUUCGGUUGAGGUGACCAUGGGGAGGCCUCCCUCAAAGAAAUAUAUUUCCAUCUUUGAGCCAAAAGUGUCCUAUUACAGCAGACUUGGUAGGGUAAUAGCUGCUUAUGACUCUAAAAAUAAUACAUGGCACUGCCCAUGUGCCAAACCAAGACAAUCUUGUCUCCACAAAACCAUUGCCAAGUGGCAUCUUUUUCAGGUGGACAGGCAGAUCUUUACUACUGUGACGGCCAUGGAGAGUGAUGCUGAGGGAGAGACUGACCAGCAACAAGCACAACAAGCUGGAGAAGGACCAGCAUACCCUUCCGAUGAUGCAGGUCUCAAGAGGAGGGUCACGUACUUGAUGCAAAAUAAAUCCAUACCUGCCCUGUUACUACAAGAUCUGACCAGCGGCUCCAGGGCAGCUGAAUACUUCCCAAGACACUUUAUUCCCAAGGAAACAACAUGCCAAGAGUGUGCAGGGAACAUAGCCCUCAGUGAGCCAGUGCUGAUCACACAAAAAGCAAGAUUGGUCACAUAUACCGGUGUUCUAGAAGGCAUUUCUACCUACUGCAGGAUGUGCAGUAACUGUGGACUGACCUAUCAUUAUCAGGAGUGGACUGAUGGUGUUCAUAAUUUUAAUGAUCACAUUAUCAUAACAUUACAUAUGUGCAUCUUCCUACGUGCAUCACUCCAGACCCACCAUGCUGUUAGUCGAGCCAUUGAAGUGUUGGAGCAGACUGAACUGAAGAAAUUUCCCAGUAAGAACACAAUACUUCAUGCAUACAUGCACUUUGAAGCUCUCACGAAGCACGACUACAUGUAUUCCUGCAUUAAGUGUGGAUACCAUCCAGCAGUCGUCAUGAUGGACCUUCACAAAAAGGCAGUUUUCAACAUGCCUGUAAGUGAUCUGGAGGGACCACCAGAGGACUUUGAUGGAAAUGUAAACAUAGAGGACUUUUGGAAGACUGUGACUUCCGAGCUUGUUUGCAGAGGCUUAUUACCAAGCAAUAGAAAGAACCCCUUUGUGGUUUCUCCCUCGUAUGACAACUGGGCCCCUUGGAUUGGUCCAAAGACCAGGAAAGAUGCCAGUGUUUUAAACACUGAAUAUGCCAAGCUCCAUGGACCAAGGCAGUCCUCUGAAGUGGCUGAUCUAAAUAUAACUGAGGAGAGGCUUGAAGACGUUCUGACUACCCUCAGGGUGGGCAUGGUUCGAACGCUGUGCAAGCAAUGUGGCCUUGACUCAAAUGGCUCGAAGAUGGACCUUGUCUUAAGACUUAGGGGAGAAAUGAGGAACAGAUCCUCUUAUGACAAGGUCUUUCAGAAGGUCUGGGGAGCCUCUGAGAUGCCCUAA